AUGAGGAUAGAGGUCAAGAAUGGUAAGAGCAUCAGAAUUUGGGAUAAACACUGGAUUCCUGAUUUUGUUGGCCAAGAAGUUCAGCUUUUACCUGGAGUGGAGAGGGGUAUUCAUUGGGUUAGUGAUCUUCUGCAAGGGGAUGGAAGAGGGUGGGAUGAGGAUAAAGUUAGAGCCACUUUCACAACAGAAUUUUGUAAUUCUGUUCUGAGUAUUAAGUCUCUGAAGCCUGAUCAAGAAGACUUCUGGAUAUGGUCAUUAGACAGAAAAGGGAGCCUUAAACCGAUUGAUAUAGUUAUCAAAUUAAAGGGUUAA
This is a messenger RNA of Striga asiatica, 312 nucleotides long. NCBI's taxonomy places the organism in Eukaryota, Viridiplantae, Streptophyta, Magnoliopsida, Lamiales, Orobanchaceae. The record is from the annotation of a GenBank genome assembly.